AUGAAAUCUGCGAUAUACUUCACCUCUUUCCUACUCUGCGUGGCAGCGGCACGUGACACGCCCCGACCAACUGCAGUUGUCGAUGCUGGGACGGUUGUCGGCGUGGCCACCUCUCUGCCCUCGUCGAAGGUAACAGUCAACAAGUUCCUCGGCAUCCCUUAUGCUGAGCCUCCUGUGGGCUCAAGGCGAUUCUUGCCUCCGACUCCCCACGCCCCUUUCGGAAAGAAGCCUCUCGAUGCCAGUCAAUGGGGUCACAUUUGCCAUCAGCAAGAUUCAGUGGAGAACGUUGGUGAGAGCGAAGACUGCCUCACUCUAAACGUCUACACACCUGAUACAUGCUCUGGAACAAGGAGACCCCCUACAACAAAGCGAUCCGUAUUGGUCUGGUUCCAUGGGGGCAACCUGCAAGCUGGAUCCUCUCAUAUCGCGACUCUUGACGGCACCAGCUUUGCUACUAACCACGACAUCGUAGUGGUGACCUUAAAUUAUCGUGUGAACGUAUUUGGCUUCCCCAACUCUCCUGCCCUCCCUCUCACUAAGACCAACCUUGGCUUCCUCGAUCAGCGACUGGCCCUUGACUGGGUGCAAAGGAACAUCCAUGUAUUUGGCGGCGACCCAAAGAAAGUAACGAUAGCCGGCGAAUCGUCAGGUGCGUCUUCAGUCGAUCGAUUAGUUGACACUUUUCCACCUCCCCUGAUUCCACCAUUCCGCGCCGCGGGAGAGUCAAGCGGCCAAGCCACAGUGAGCGCCUUUGACCGAAACAGUGGCCCAGCCUCCUGGGCCGCGCUGGCCUCGACGUUGGGCUGCAACAAUACCUCGCCGCAAGUCGAGCUUGUUUGCAUGCAGGCUGCAGACGCGCGGACUAUCAAUACUCUAUUAACCGGCAGUACGCUCGACUUCAGUCCUGUGAACGAUGGGGUGACACAGGUUGAGCUGCCAUAUAUUGCCAAGCGGGCUGCAGGUGCCGCGGCGAAGGUGCCGCUGUACAUUGGGACAUCGGCUCAGGAAGGGACUGUGCUCGCUAGUGUUUACGGGGUGGACAUCGCAAACUUCAACGAGGAUCAGUUGGUUCAGUUCCUCUCCAUUUUCACUGGAGGAAACAAGGAGGUGGUUGACCAGUUCACCGCCCUUGUGCACUCUAUUAUGCAGACGGACGGACUGUCUCUGUUCUACGCCGCAACGCAGGUAUACACGGAGCUUGUGUAUCAAUGUCCAGCUAAGCUGGUCUCCCAGGCGGUGGCCCAGAGCGGUGUUCCGGUGUGGAGGUCCUACCAGAAUGCUUCCUUCCCCAAUAUUCAUCUGCCCGGUUACACCGAGUUGGGUGCCUAUCACACAGCAGAUCUCGGGCUUAUCUGGGGUACUUACCCGACCGAAAAUGCCACUCUUGCUGAGGCCAAGCUGAGUAAAACGAUACAGGCCUCUUGGGCGGGCUUCAUCAAGGAUCCUUGGGGAGCGGGUCCUGGAUGGGACAGAGUUGACAGCAACGGAAAUAACCUCGCCUGUUUCGGAUGUGACGGUGGGACAGGCGUUACGCUCAUCGACGAGCCAAAGGCCGAUGCGAGAUGUCCCUAUUAUCAACUGACUUAUGACACUACGAAAUCGCCGUAUUUCUGA
Messenger RNA from Venustampulla echinocandica, 1614 nucleotides. RefSeq lists its product as uncharacterized. NCBI's taxonomy places the organism in Eukaryota, Fungi, Ascomycota, Leotiomycetes, Helotiales, Pleuroascaceae. The transcript is spliced from 4 exons. The coding region runs from base 1 to 1614 and encodes 537 amino acids. The record is from RefSeq and is a predicted model, not a curated record.